Messenger RNA from Cryptosporidium muris RN66, 2196 nucleotides. RefSeq names its product ATP-dependent RNA helicase DHX8, putative. Gene Ontology annotation, molecular function: ATP binding; RNA binding. NCBI's taxonomy places the organism in Eukaryota, Apicomplexa, Conoidasida, Eucoccidiorida, Cryptosporidiidae. The transcript has a single exon. Gene Ontology annotation, cellular component: intracellular anatomical structure; catalytic step 2 spliceosome. The coding region runs from base 1 to 2196 and encodes 731 amino acids. The record is from RefSeq and is a predicted model, not a curated record.
AUGAGUAAGGGUACUGAAGAUUUGCCUAUAAUCCAACAUAAAUACCAAAUUAUUUCUACUAUAAAAGAAAAUGAUGUUAUAAUAAUUACUGGGGAGACAGGAAGUGGAAAAACUACGCAAAUCCCCAUUUUUUUACAUGAAUCUGGAUUUACAAAUAACAGAAAAACAAUUGCAAUAACACAGCCAAGACGUAUUGCUGCUAUAUCACUAGCAAAACACGUCUCAGCAUUAUUGAAUUCUAAAGUUGGUGAUAUUGUUGGAUACUCGGUAAGAUUUAGAAGUGCAGUGUCUUAUAAUACAAGGAUUAAAUUUUUAACUGAUGGGAUGUUAAUUAGAGAAUGUAUAACUAGAAAUACAACAUUCGAUAAUUACUCAGUUGUUAUUAUUGAUGAAGCUCAUGAAAGAUCUAUUAGAACUGACUUUUUACUUGGUAUAUUGUAUAAUGCACUAUUAUUAAAUAAAAAAGUUAAGAUAAUUAUUAUGUCUGCAACUUUUCAAUAUGAGGAUUUUGUGAACUUCUUUAAUAAACAAAGUUCAGAUACUAAAAGUUUUAAGAUAAAGUGUUAUAAUAUCCCAGGACGUCAAUAUCCAGUAAAAAUUUAUUAUUUACCUGAACCUGAAAUUGACUAUAUAGAUGCUAUAUUAAUAACUAUUUUAACAAUUCAUUUUACCAAACCCAAGGGAGAUAUCUUAGUAUUUCUACCAGGUCAAGAUGAUAUCCUACAUUUAUAUGAUACUCUAACUGAAAAAUCGGAUCAAAUUAAUGAAUUUUUAAAACUUAAUGGACACGUAGAUGUAUAUAUUGGUAGUCAACAAUCAAAAACAUCCCAAAUACUGAGAAUGUAUAUCCAAUGUUUAUAUUCAGCUAUGACAUCUGAAGAACAGUCAAGAGUAUUUGAUAAAAUACCAGAUAAUCACCGAAAAAUUAUAUUGGCAACAAAUAUAGCUGAAACAUCAGUUACACUACCAAAUAUAACUUAUGUAAUAGACUCAGGACUAGAAAAACAAAAAUAUCAUUUUGCAGAAACUGGAUUAGAUGCUCUAGUUGUUCAAGAAAUAUCGAAAACAGCAGCAAUACAAAGAGCUGGUAGAGCUGGUAGAGUAAAACCAGGUGAAGUUUAUAGAAUGUAUACUGUUGAAGGAUACGAGCAAAUGAAGAUAUCUCCAAUACCUGAUAUACUGAGAACUAGCUUAUCUGAAACUAUUCUUGAACUUCUAUCAAUAUUAGAAUUAAAUUUUGAAGGUGAUGAUAAGGAAAAACCAAGUAUUACUGGUUUAAACUAUAAUAUAGCAAACAAAAUUUUCAACUUUCCUUUUGUUAGUCCCCCAAGAAAAGAAUCUAUUAUGAUGUCCUUACAAUAUUUAUAUAGAUUAGGGGCUUUAGAUAGAUCUGGAGCUAUUAAUGAGUUAGGAUAUAAAUUGGCAAUUCUACCACUACCCCCUAUAUUAGGAAAGCUACUAUAUGAUAGUAUCUCACUAUAUUGUACUUCUGAAAUUCUUUCUUUAAUUGCUAUGCUAUCAUCAGAGUGUCAUAUUGAGUUUAAUAUAAAUUCUUCAAAAAAAAGUACCAAGAAUAAAAAUAGUAAGAAAUACUCUUCAAAUAUUAAAAUUGUCAUGUCAUUAUAUGGUGAUCAUAUUGGAUUAAUUGAAUUAUAUAAUCAAUGGAUAUCUAAGGGCAAUAUAAAUAUGAGUGGAGAUUUUCAUAAAUCAGGUUUCAAUAAAUCUGCUUAUAAUUUAACUAAAGAUCAAAAGUCCUUAUGUAAUGAUUUAGGUAUUUCCAACACAUCCCUUAUUCGUGCAUAUUAUAUUAGAAACCAAUUAGCUGAUUUAGUUAGAUCUGUAUUUGGUGUUAAUAGUAUUAGUAGCUGUUUAAUAACAAAAAAUGUAAAUGAUCAUGAAAGUAAUGUUGAAUCUGACAUAUGGUUACCAGUACUUAAGUGCAUAACAAAAGGACUUUGGAUGCAGAGUGCUCGCCUUGAUAAUUCAGGUAAACAAUAUAUAACUGAGUUAAAUAAACAAACUAUAAGUAUACAUCCAUCUAGUAGUAUACAAUUUAUGAAAAAUAAACCUCAAUGGGUCAUUUUCUCUGAACUAAUAUACACAAGGAAGAUGUAUAUUAGAUGUAUAUCUCCAAUAAAUGCUAAAUGGUUAUCAGAAUUAUGUCCAAAUUGGUUUGUAAAUACAAACACAAAAUAA